CGCAUGCAACUCACAUUAGAAAGUUAGUGACGCUCUCGAACACCACAGACAGCAACACAAUGCUGCUGGCAGACAUUUGUGCAUGAAUUAAUCCUGACAUCAUAUUUCAGAGUUCAUUGGUGGGCAACUUUAUGUAAAAAUCUACAGUUUGGUUGGACAGAAACAGAAUGACCUCUACUUUGGAGAAUGCUAUUCCGCAUGCUAAAAAUGUAGUUAUCUACAGAAAUGGGGAUCCCUUCUUCACUGGGCGGAAACUAGUAGUGAAUCAACGUCAAUUCCUAACCUUUGAGGCUUUUCUGAAUGAAGUCACCAGUGACAUUCAGGCACCUGUUGCUGUGAGGAACCUUUACACCCCAAAACAUGGCCACAAAGUGCAGGAAUUAGAAGAACUCCAGAAUGGGUGUCACUAUGUAGCAGGUGGCUUUGAAAAGUUUAAGAAAGUUGACUAUUCCAACACAACAGGAAAGAAACAUACUGCAACCCAGAAAAAAGAUGGAACAGAAAUAAGAACAGCUUCCAACAGACCAUCAGAUUCUGCACGUUGGAGAAAGCACCUUCCAAUUCCAUGUAUUAUCAAUGUAUUUAGAAAUGGAGAUUUACAGAGCCCUCCAUUUCGAUUACUUCUGCCAAAGAAGAUGCUGAAAGAGUGGGAAAUGGUUCUGAGCAUGCUAACAGAAAAGGCUAACCUGCACAAUGGGGCUGUCCGGAAACUUUGCACUUUAGAAGGUAUUCCAGUCAUGAGCGGUGACCAGUUGGAGAGUGGACACUAUUAUGUAGCAGUUGGCAUGGAAAAGUAUAAGGACCUUCCAUAUGUUGAACUCCUGGUGUCCAAAAACUCAAGACGUAAUAUAAUCAGAAACCACCAAGCUACCAGGCACAAUGACCAUAAAGAUGAGAUUCGAAAAUCAUACACUAUAUCACAGGAUGGAGCUAGUGAUACUGCCCUUUUGGAAACGCGUGAAAAGCAGCCUGACAGCAGACGAGUACAGUCAACAGGAGCAAAUGAUGAAGCUGGAAUCCUCAUCUCUCCCCAACCAGUGCGAAGAAACAGAAAAAAUGCUAGCAGUGAAGAGGAGUCUGUUUUCCACGGGAAACCUGUAAGGGUAAAGCAUCAGAAGACGGUGCAGGAUGACCCACAGUCACUCACAAAAUCUCAGGAGGAUGGUGUUUUCAGAAUGAAAGGAAGUAGAAGUGAAAUACGUGGUGCGCAAGAGGUCAAAGAGGAUGGAAAUACAAGAACUGAAGUGCCUAUUGAUCAGAGGCCAGCAGAAGUAGUGAAAGAUGAAGCACUCCUUGGGAUGGAGGACCCCCCACAACUGGAACAGAACACCGAAAGAUAAAAGUUAUCCUGCAUCAGAUCAUUGAAGCUGAGGAAAUGGAUUUAUAUCCAGGCCUCUGUAAUAAGAAACUAAGCCAGUUUGUCAGGGUCACUCACUUCAUCAGUGACGGAGAAUUCUGCAUCUUUCCACUAUCGCAAUACUCUCACUGGUGAUUCAGUUUACGAACAAUUAACAAGGGAUAUCCAUCUACUGUAUUACCUGAUUAAAUACUAAAAAAAUGUGCUGUUAUAUUACUGUGUAAUUUUUUUUAAGAAAACGUGAGUUUGAGAAGAUUUCACUACUUGCAAGUGCCUAGUAUGGAACAUGUUCAGAAAUAUAAAACUUAACAUAUUUGAAUCAUUAAACUCAUUUAUUCAAACAUGGUGUUCAUAUAAUUAUUGUUCGCAUAGUAUUGCAAUCUCCUAUAAUAUACAGGGAGCAAAAAAGAAGGUGUUGCAUUCCAGUGGGCACACAAGACACAAAAAGUGCAAUAUUCUUGUCAUAAGUAACUGAAUUUGUGAUGCACUGUGUAACUGAAGAAGACUGGU
This is a messenger RNA of Protopterus annectens (West African lungfish), 1867 nucleotides long. It is a transcript of the gene DCDC2B, whose product is annotated as doublecortin domain containing 2B. The record is from RefSeq and is a predicted model, not a curated record. Bases 168 to 1340 code for a protein of 390 amino acids. NCBI's taxonomy places the organism in Eukaryota, Metazoa, Chordata, Ceratodontiformes, Protopteridae. The transcript is spliced from 11 exons. Gene Ontology annotation, cellular component: microtubule; microtubule organizing center. Gene Ontology annotation, biological process: intracellular signal transduction.